This is a messenger RNA of Liolophura sinensis, 3126 nucleotides long. RefSeq names its product ectonucleotide pyrophosphatase/phosphodiesterase family member 5-like. The record is from RefSeq and is a predicted model, not a curated record. The transcript is spliced from 4 exons. The coding region runs from base 265 to 1629 and encodes 454 amino acids. Lineage: Eukaryota; Metazoa; Mollusca; Polyplacophora; Chitonida; Chitonidae.
UUGAUUUCCAUCUUGCAAUGACCCUCUCCAGUGAUUUGUAGACAUCGCAAACAACGUGAAGUGAAAGUGAAAGGAUCGGAUAUUCUUUGAAUGCAUGCAUGUCGGAGAUCUUGUGGUCGAACUGUGUUUAAAUUUCAUACACUUGGGUUGCUACGUGUUUAAGGUUAUGAGCGUGAACAUAAGAUCAACAACUAGCACUACAACAACUACAACAACUACAACGAUAUAGUUAUCGUGUAAAACGGACAGCCACAAAGUUUGAUUAUGCCGGGAACGUCAGUGAGUGUGCAGAUUUUGGUGUCUGUGCUUCUGAUUUGCUUGUUAGACUGGAAUGGUUUUGUGAAAUGUCAUUCCAGUGUAACCAUUCCAAAACUGAUAUUAGUGUCAAUGGACGGAUUCAGAUGGGAUUACUUGACUAAAUUGCCAGAAAAAGAUGUGUCAAAUUUCACCUUUUUAAUACGAAACGGUGCUUCGGCCAGUAAAGGUAUGAAAAAUGUCUUUGCCACUAAGACUCUACCAAACCAUGUGACUUUGGUGACUGGAUUAUAUGCAGAAAGUCAUGGCAUUGUGGCAAAUGAGUUUUAUGAUCCCGAUUUCAAAGAAGUCUAUGAAAUUAAUAAUCCAUCGCAAAUGGUGGAUUCUAAGUGGUAUGACACUGGACCAGAACCAAUAUGGGUGACAAAUCAAAAGGCUGGGGAAGAGCGGCGUUCCGGAUCUGUUUUUUGGCCUGGGUGUGGAGCUGUUCAAAAAGGCCGACUUCCAUCAAAAUACUUAUUAUUUGACAAAAGAAUGGAUUUCAACACCAGGGUGGAUAUUUUGGUAUCCUGGUUUGUUUCAAAAGAGCCCAUAAACCUGGGUCUGCUGUACAUAAAUGAGCCAGACCACACAGGCCAUAAAUAUGGACCAAAUAGCACCAACCUUGUUAAGAAGAUUAAAGAGUUGGAUGGGGUCCUGGGUUAUCUUAUUAAUAAACUGAAAAAGCAUGGUAUCUGGGAUGAUAUAAAUAUUAUAGUGACAAGCGAUCAUGGGAUGACAUCAACACCUGCUGUAAAAGACAUCAACAUAGACAACUAUAUCUCUCCAAACAAGUACAGAGUUUGGACGGGAAACCCAGUUGCUCUUGUAUUACCAAACAAAAAUGAAAGCCAGUCUGAUGAUGAAGCUUUGAAGAAGGUGCCUCAUGUGACGGUGUACAAGAAGCAAGACAUCCCUGCCUAUUACCACUACAAAAACAGUCGCAGGGUGACCCCCAUAUUAGUGGUGGCUGACCCUCAUUACAGCUUGAGCUUCAACAAAAGUGUAGUCAACAAAACUGUUGGUAACCAUGGAUACAACAACAGCUUUUCAGAUAUGCACCCAAUUUUCAUGGCACAUGGCCCAGCAUUCAAAAACGUAACUGUGGAGGGUUUCUCUAACACGGAUGUGUACGCGAUGAUGGCCUAUGUACUGAACAUCCCCCCUGCCGCAAACAAUGGCUCUUUAAGUGCAGUGAUGGCUUUGUUAAAGCCACGAGAAUCUUCAGGGGGAAUAACUGUCACAUAUUUUGUGGUCAUUCCCAUUGUCCUGUGUGUGGCGGCCUUGUUGUCAGUUGCAGCAUGUCGUCAUCGCAAAUCCUCUCACAGAUUGUGAAAGGCCCGGGGGUUUACCCUGGGUACCCGAGCAGCACUCUGCACACGUCACUCAUGUCCGACAGUGAGGAGGAAUUAGGAGAUGUCUGAUCUCCUUGUGCUGGACAUCAGCUUAAUUCAUGGCAUAUAGGUGAUAGAGUUUAGCCCUGAUGACUACGUGAGACCCUAGAGGUGACGAUGCUGCGUGGCCCUUUCUGAUGCAGUACAACGUUUGUUGAAGAUAGGUUGUCUUCCCCUGGCACGGUGUGCAUUUCAGUGUACUACAUAUGAGAAAGAUUGCUGGUAACUGUUAAAGGUCGCUGUAUCCUGGCAUUCUGGUUUCCCACCACCCAAAAAGCUGACCGCCAGAGUAUAAAAUUCAUGAAUAUGGCAUUAAACAACAAUCAAAUAUAUAUAUAUAUAUAUAUAUAAGUAACAUAGCAUGCCACAUGCAGAGAAUGCUUAUGCUAAGUUUUGUACUUGCAAAUACAGAUACAUAAUAUCACAAAUCCAUUACCUAGAAGUAUGCAACUUCCCUAUAGCUAGUCUCCACAGAAUUUUACAUUCUGCUUCGCUAACACAUUAUGUAACGUAUCUGCACAGCCAUGUAUUUUUUUCUCUUUAUUUGGCAGCAAACAUUUGAGAAACUGCUGAUGCAUGAUGGGAAAAUAUGUUCAAAACGCUGUUGUGGUGAAAUAGACUUUAAAAAAAUAACAACAACGGAGAGGUUUGUAAAAGGACAGCAUUGUCUUUGAUAGUAAUUGUGUUGAGUUGCUUGGAAAUGGGUCAGUGGGUUCUUAACUGCAUAGCAACAAUGAUAUGCGAAAUCGUUUCGGAGUUUCGGAGCCGUUUACAUUAGAUUUCCCAGGAUUCCGAUUACAAUUUCCACUUAAGAGGUGCUGUGGAGACUAGCAAUAGAGAAAUUGCAUACUUCUGGGUAAUGGACUUCUGAUAACACUCAUUUGCUGUUUUCCCCCCUCUUUUAGGUAAACUUGUUCUUCUUUCUAAGUUUCCACUUGAUGCCAAUAACUUUGCAUGUGAUUGUAGUUAAUUUGCGCUGUCAUAAUAUAACAGCAUUUCUCAUGCCUUUGAACAAAAAAACGUGGUAUCAUGUAAAGUAUAAUAUAACUAAAGGGUUAGCAAUCUGAAACUACAUAAGUCUAUAUUACGCAUUCUACUCACUUUAUUUUUUACUUCCUGGUGAAAAUACUCCCCAUAACUGAGAUAUGAUUUUAAUCUUCCAACCCAAUGGACUGCUGAUACACUAGGCUGGCCUGUAGGCAUUUCACCAAAGGAUGGUGGUUUUCUCCAAGUUUCUUGCAGCAGUGAAACUGACCCUUUUCGUCUAAUUGAGACACCGCAUAUCUUGUUAUUCUCCGCCCACUUUUUAGGGCUUUACCCCAGGUGUAAUGCGCAUGAGUUUCACAGGUGUGAAAUGGGGGAUUGGGUAAUGCUAUCCAGCGAGAACUUAAGGUCAACUUCACAUAGGGGAACUUAACUCGGUCAGAGAUAUUCACAG